AUGGGAGUGCAACGCCAUUUCAAAACCAUAGUGAAAAAUCUCUGCACUUGUGGAAAAUUCCGAGAAGAAGCUAAGGAGCAUAGCGGGGGUCUUGGAACAAUGGCUCCUCUAGGGGUACGAUUGCAUAUACAAGAUCGCCAUGUGAUGAUGGAUAAUGGCAUAGUCCAAGUCACACUAUCAAAUCCAGAUGGAAUAGUCACUGGAGUACGAUACAAUGGCAUGGACAACUUGCUUGAAGUUCUCAACCAGGAAUCUAAUAGAGGGAUUAAGGCAACAGAUUUUAAGGUUAUAAUGGAAACUGAGGAACAGGUAGAGGUUUCAUUCUCAAGACCAUGGGAUCCCUCCCUCCAGGGCAAGCUUGUUCCAUUGAACAUUGACAAAAGGUUUAUUUUGCUCCGGGGUUGCUCGGGGUUCUACUCCUAUGCAAUUUAUGAGCACUUGGGCUCCAUGGAAUGGCCUGCUUUCAGCCUUGGUGAAACCAGGAUUGCAUUCAAGCUCCGGAAAGACAAGUUUCACUACAUGGCUAUGGCGGAUAAUAAACGAAGAUUCAUGCCCCUACCAGAUGACCGCAAUUCUACAAGGUGCCAAGUUCUUGCCUACCCAGAAGCUGUCUUACUUGUCAAUCCUGUGGAGCCCGAGCUCAUAGGAGAGGUGAUGAUGGAUAAUGGCAUAGUCCAAGUCACACUAUCAAAUCCAGAUGGAAUAGUCACUGGAGUACGAUACAAUGGCAUGGACAACUUGCUUGAAGUUCUCAACCAGGAAUCUAAUAGAGGGAUUAAGGCAACAGAUUUUAAGGUUAUAAUGGAAACUGAGGAACAGGUAGAGGUUUCAUUCUCAAGACCAUGGGAUCCCUCCCUCCAGGGCAAGCUUGUUCCAUUGAACAUUGACAAAAGGUUUAUUUUGCUCCGGGGUUGCUCGGGGUUCUACUCCUAUGCAAUUUAUGAGCACUUGGGCUCCAUGGAAUGGCCUGCUUUCAGCCUUGGUGAAACCAGGAUUGCAUUCAAGCUCCGGAAAGACAAUGGUCACUAUGCUGGGGAUGAUCUAGUGCCUAAAUUUGGUCAGGGUGAGCCGUGGAAGAAAGUUUUUGGUCCUGUUUUCAUCUAUGUAAAUUCCGUAAUGGAUGGAGAAGACCCUUUUACACUUUGGGACGAUGCCAAAAACCAGAUGUUGGUUGAAGUCCAAAGCUGGCCGUAUAGUUUUCCGGCAUCGGAGGAUUUCCCAUUCUCGGAUCAACGGGGAAAUGUUAGUGGCAGAUUACUAGUCAGAGACGGGUAUGUUAGCGAUGAUUAUAUACUAGGGAAUGGUGCUUAUGUGGGAUUAGCCCCACCUGGAGAAGUGGGAUCAUGGCAAAGAGAAUGCAAGGACUAUCAGUUUUGGACUAAGGCAGAUGACGCAGGCUAUUUCUCCAUCAACGAUGUACGUGCUGGCAACUACAAUCUUUAUGCAUGGGUCCCUGGAUUUGUUGGAGAUUAUCGAAACGAAGUUGCAAUUACUGUCACUCCAGGUUCUGAUAUUGAUAUGGGUGAGAUUAUAUAUGAACCUCCGAGAGAUGGACCAACAUUGUGGGAGAUUGGUAUUCCUGAUCGUUCUGCAGCAGAGUUCUAUGUUCCUGAUCCUAACCCCAAAUUUAUAAACAAACUUUUUAUCGAUCAUCCUGAAAGGUAUAGGCAAUAUGGAUUAUGGGAAAGGUACGCGGAGAUAUAUCCUAGUGAAGACUUGGUGUACACUGUUGGUGAGAGUGAUUAUCGAAAAGAUUGGUUUUUUGCUCAGGUCACCAGGUAUAAGGGAGACAAUACAUUUGUAGGAACCACUUGGCAGGUCAGGUUUAAACUUGACAAUGUUGAGAGUGGAUCCUACAAAUUGCGAGUGGCACUUGCAUCUGCAGCUCUUGCUGAAUUGCAGGUUCGGGUUAAUGAUCCAAAUACACCUCGUCCCCUGUUUACAAGCGGACUAAUUGGGAGAGACAACUCAAUUGCAAGGCAUGGGAUUCAUGGUCUCUACUGGCUUUACAAUGUGGAUAUACCAAGUGCUAGGCUUGUCCAAGGGGACAAUACCAUAUUUUUGGGGCAGCCAAGGAGUGUCAGUCCUUUCCAAGGGCUCAUGUAUGACUAUAUACGUUUAGAAAGUCCCUCUACUGCUAAUUUGUGUUAGGUGUUCAAGUUUAUUUUUGUUCCUAGCCAAUACCUUUCAAAAUAAGUUGUUCUACAAUACUUUAAUAAUAACAGCCACGGUUUUAUUCCUAAAAAAGUUUCAUUUGUGACCAUG
Messenger RNA from Ilex paraguariensis (yerba mate), 2265 nucleotides. The record is from the annotation of a GenBank genome assembly. Lineage: Eukaryota; Viridiplantae; Streptophyta; Magnoliopsida; Aquifoliales; Aquifoliaceae.